GUUCGAUACAUUGGCGGCCCGGGCAACAUCUGAUCCGGUUAUUGUCUCCGAAGAGAUCGUAACAUCAUUAAUACUGUCGGCAAUCGGGGCAUCGGGCACAGAGUCCCCGGUCUAACGAGACUCUGCACGUAUUGAUCAACGUACAACCCGGUCGUAUGAUGUAGUCCCGCGUGCCGGGACGGCCCUACACAGAAUACAAGGACUCUCAUUCAUCGAUAACAUCCUAGAGUAUAAGUACAGGGUACAUGCAACCCAUUACAGCCAUUCCCUCGCCAACCUUCUCUCUGCAAGUUUCACAAUGACAAUCAUGAACAACCUGUCCACAUCCAUCUUCGACGGCGAAGUUCUGGAAAACAUCCGCCAGUCCAUCGCCAAAUUUUAUCAGCGUUGCGGUUUGCAAUAUCACAAUAUCGCACUUGACGAAGCGUGGUACUCCGAAUGCUGUCAGGAGGCCAUAAACCGCGGCUAUCCGAUGGAUGCCAUCCUCCCAUACAUGGCCGUUGGUGUGGCCAUAAUGUCCAACGCUUACGACCACCUCCCGGAUCGCGCAACUAAGAUAUGGAUCUGCCUCUUCACCGUCGUAGCUACCUGCAUCGAUGACAUGAUGAUCAGGGCAGAAGAUCUGGAGUAUGUGUACCGUUUCAACGAGCGAUUCACGAAUUGCCAGCCGCAGGAGCACCCAGUUCUGAAUACGCUUGAUGGGCUCCUGCGGGAGGUCCCUUGUCAUUAUUCUGCGCCGGUGUCAAAUUUAAUUGUCACGUCCGCGCUCAACUUUAUGUCUUCAAUUUUACUUGACAAUGAGACUCAAGAUAUGCUGAUCUCGCCGAAGACUCCCUCGUACCCCGAGUAUUCUAGGCUGCUAUCAGGCUUGUCAGAUACGUACGGCCUCUGCAUUUUCCCUUCCACACUCCCGCUUCGGGAAUACGUUCAAUGUAUGCCGGAUCUAGCCAUAGUCAUAAAUCACACAAAUGAUAUAUUGUCAUACUACAAAGAGGAGAUCGAAGGCGACUCCGCAAACUACCUGUCGCUCAUAGCAGCCUCUCGUGCUCUCAGCAAACAGGACGCUCUCCGUGAGCUCAUCGAUAAAACUGUGCAAGCAUAUCACAAUGUCCUCGAAUUCCUGAGGCCUCGUCCUGAGGCAUAUGACGCCUAUGUUGCGUUUUUCGAUGGGUAUGUCAAAUUCCAUGCUACCUUAAGAAGGUACAAGCUAGAGGAGGUCAUGUGCGAGAGGUCGUCUUCUUAAUGGGUACAUUUCUUAUGGUACUUCUCAACUUUCUGGGUGUCUACCACAUCUUGAAGUAGCUACCAGUUUCGAGAAGUUUUACGAGAACAAUGGGCAUUUUUUCUAGAAUACUUAUUUCUGUGGUAAUUCUGUAUGUAAAGCUUGCAAAGGACUGCAGCUCAAAUUACUUACAGUAUAAAAACUAAUGUUCGGUGAGAA
Molecule: messenger RNA, 1441 nt
Organism: Suillus subaureus
Lineage: Eukaryota; Fungi; Basidiomycota; Agaricomycetes; Boletales; Suillaceae
Product: terpenoid synthase
Exons: 4
Coding region: 299-1243 (314 amino acids)
Molecular function (GO): carbon-oxygen lyase activity, acting on phosphates
Source: RefSeq, a predicted model, not a curated record